This is a messenger RNA of Linum trigynum, 2197 nucleotides long. The record is from the annotation of a GenBank genome assembly. NCBI's taxonomy places the organism in Eukaryota, Viridiplantae, Streptophyta, Magnoliopsida, Malpighiales, Linaceae.
AGUCAAGACCAAAAAUUUAAGUAUCUACAUGACAUCCGGAAGAAAGAAAAGGUUUUUCUAGUCAUCAAAUGGGCUAUCAUAUUAUUAAUCUGACCUACAAAUUCUACAUCAAACUCAUUGUACAGUGCCAACACAUAUAAUACUUCCUCCAGAAUGGCCCCGAAAGUGGUUGUCCCGCUUAUCUGCCAGGUAUAUCUUGUCAAUUACCACCUUCGCACCCCUUUCAAACUGAACUUGCGUGAGCCCACGAUCCAGUACACCACUCGAUGGCCUCCCGAGGGACUAGAAGCUUUACUAAGGUUGAAUCGUCAAUAGACUCAAAAUUGUUGGUGAACAUUAGAUGUGUACAUUGUUGUAUUAUAUUAAAUUUUCUUAUACAAAUAAUGUACAUGGGAAUUAUCGAUUAAAAAAUUAUAUAGGAAGAAGACGAGCUCGUACGAAAGCAUGGCAACUUUAAUCAGGAAGGUGCUAGGAAAACAAAUAUAAUUAAUUAAUAAGACUUGUGUAUACUGUCUUCAUAGAAUUGGGUUUUUUGGGAUCGCAUCUUGGAAUUGUCAAUUGUCAACUUACGGAUUCCAUGAUCUCUUUUUCCAUGUUGCAUUUCAAAAUACUGUUUUUUUUCCUUUCAGUUUAAGUAUUGUAUCCAUCAUAAUAGUAAUUAAAAAGAUUAUUAUGUAUUAAUACGUACAUAAUCAAUAUUUAAUUCAUUAGAUUUAAGACAUUGGAACACUAAAAUUAAACACAAGUCAAUGGAUGAUACCAUCAUCAUCGAGUUUGCUCAUGCUGCCUCUCAGAUGUUGUUAUUUUCAGAAAGAAAGAAGGACAUUCCGGCUUUCUCGGAGUAAAGAAGAAGAGACUUGCGAAGCCCUAGUUUCACCAAGCCUCCCAUGGGGGCGACUGUGCCGUCCAACAGGCCGGAACCACAACGAAAACCCCCGGAAGUAACGAGUGGGGCGAGGCGUCCGGCUACUGUGACCUCCUCGCCAAAUGGCAAGAAUGAGAAAGAAACUAUGCAGCCAAAAAAGAAGGCCAUGGCUUUGAAUCUGGACCAUGAGAACGUGGAACUGGAAACUGAUUUCUCCUCUGAGAUGGAAGCUGAAUCCCCGAUUCCAAUUGGAGAAAAGGAUACAAGGAAGAACAAGAUGGACGGAGCGUGGGAAGGCGAAAAGCCAAAGCUAUUCAGUGAGGUCCUCAUGGAGGAAGGAUGGUAUGUAGUGGAAUCCGACUCGGAAGAUGUAGCAGAGCGGGAAAAGGAGGAAGAUGAGGUACUGGACGAGGAAAACUUUGAUCCUCCUGCCCCCAAUCUUGUACACGGCAGCCCAAAAGAUUCAUUGGAGAAGAGAGUGGCGGUCGGCUCUGGUCGUAAAGGGCCUAGGCAGAAGAGCAGCCUACGUCCCCCUGGCUCGAAGACUGAAUUCGUUAUGGGCGCGACAUGGUGACAUCCAAAUUUCAUAUAUGCAGAAUGGUUGUUUUCUGGUUCGUUUCCGAAACCAAAAAGACUAUGAUUUUGCGACGAUGGGAGGCCCAUGGCUACUGGGCGAGACAUACCUCACGGUGCACCGAUGGUUCAAAGGUUUUAAUCCGUGGAAGAGUGAGAUCACAUCCACUUUGGUGUGGGUUCAACUGCCAGGGCUCCCGGUGGAGUUCUACAAUAAGGAGGCAGUGAUGAUGAUAGCAGAAAAAUAGGAAAACCUGUUCGAGUGGAUAGAGCUAUCGAGCUGGGGGCACGUACUAGAUUUGCCAGAGUCUGCGUCGAAGUGGAUUUAACAAAACCAUUGCUUGGGAAGUACAGUAUUGAAGGGGUGAAGUAUCUGAUUGGAUAUGAGGGACUUGAAAAUAUUUGUGAUCAAUGUGGCACCUAUGGAAAACCAGCUCAUCUAUGCCCAUGCAAGGACCCACCCAUUGAGGAAAACGUGGACGAAAUUGAAAUGGUUGAAGAAACACCAGUGGAGGACCCAAGCAAUGGACGAGCUUUUGGGGAAUGGAUGUCCGUAAAGAAGAAAGGUAAAAAGAUAGGAGGUAAUCAGGGAAAUGUCUCCAACAAAGACCCAACGGCAAGAACUAGAAUGGAACAUAGUAAUAUAUUUACCAACCUGGUUGGUGAAGAGGAGGAAGUCUCCACCCAUACACAUGUAGCCAUGCAAACAGGGGAGAAAGAAGUUGGGAACAAAAAAAGGUAUAAAGACAAAGUGGUUGG